Drosophila melanogaster (fruit fly) is the source of this 4540-nucleotide messenger RNA. RefSeq names its product TBC1 domain family member 8/9 (gene Tbc1d8-9). The transcript has 11 exons. NCBI's taxonomy places the organism in Eukaryota, Metazoa, Arthropoda, Insecta, Diptera, Drosophilidae. Gene Ontology annotation, molecular function: calcium ion binding. The record is from RefSeq and is marked reviewed. Bases 98 to 3868 code for a protein of 1256 amino acids. Gene Ontology annotation, biological process: system process.
GCACACUUGCCACAAAAACAGCAAUCAGCGCUCGAUGCAGAAUUAAACAAAGAGUAAUUUUGUAUUUAGAGCCUGGCACGGGCUAAGAACAAUCAAAAUGUGGAUUCAGCCCAAGGAGCUGCUGCUUCCCUCGGCAUUUUGGAUUGCCGAGAUGCACUCGAGAUACUUUGUCCUGCAGAAGAGACGUGGCCAUGGGGAAUCACGCGGAUUCGGUUCCAUGUUGGUGGGCACCUACGACAGCGUGAUGAACACCAAACCGGCACCCUAUCGCAUCCUCCACCAGACGCCCUCGUCGGAGGUGUCUUACGAAAUCGCCAUUGGCAUUACCCAGGAUGAGAUUGUUAAGGAUUGGGAAUGGCUGAAAGCUAAUCUCUUUAAAGUGCUGGACGAGAUGGAGAACGAGGACGAGGUGACCAACUUUACCAUAUGCAAGAUCCAAUCUUUGUACACGCAAAACAAUCAAGAUGACACUGGCGAAUCGGCCGAUUUCAAGGUUAUGAAAUCAAAGUUUAGACAGAUUUUCAAAAUGCCCGAGGAAGAGCGAUUAGUUAUCUCUUAUUCGGCCACUUAUGUAAAAAACAAGAUACCAAGGCAGGGUCAGCUAUACAUUUCGCUAAACCACGUCUGCUUUUACUCCUACAUGCUGGGUCAAGAGAUCAAGCGUAUUAUACGCUUCGCAGAGCUGGAAGACAUCAGCCGAAAUGCGAAUACCAUCUAUCUAAAAACCACCAAUAACAUGACCUACAACUUUACAAUGCUCUUCAACGCCAGCGAUGCACACUUAUUGAUUGAGCAGCUCAACAAAAUGGCCAUACAGCAGCUAAUCCAUGAUCCAGAUAGUCCUGUGGUCGACCACGAUACUUCUAAUUUCUCACGGUUGGGUUCCAAAACGUCCAAGAAACCAGUUCUACUGCGGGAUUUGACAGCUCGCCAAAAGUCCGAGGAGUUUCGUAUUUACUUUCGAUUGCCACAAUCGGAAAUAAUUGACGGAAAGAUUAAGGCCAAUAUCUGGACACCUUACUCAAAACGAUUUAAUUCGGGCUUUAUCUACUUAUCGCCGAAUUUCUUUUGUUUUCGUAGCGAUGUAAAGGAUUUGGUCAGCGUGGUUAUACCCAUGAAGACCAUAAAGAGCGUUGAAAAGAAGGAUGAUGGCCAGCAACGUUUCGAAAACCAAAUUGUAAUUAUAACAUCGGAGAAUGUGCCUUUCAUGUUUGCUCAUAUCGUGGACAGAGCUGUGUUGAUCUCCAAGAUCACAGACCUUCUGGCUCGAGUUCAUGUUCCUUUGAGUCGCGAACGCGCUAAGUACGACAUUUCGUGGAGCAAGCAGACCGCUCUGAUGAACACAUUCAAGACACAGUUCAGCGCAGAGAUCAUACAGAAGCAGGAGGAAAAGAUGGUGCGCUGGGAGGCGCAUUUCCGGGACUUCGGACGGGGCAUUGGAAUGUUCCGCACAACGGACGUGAUAAAUCUAAUAGUGGAGGGUAUUCCUGACAAACUGCGCCAGGAGAUCUGGCUGAUAUUCUCGGGGGCAAUCCACGACAAGGAGAUGAAUCCCGGACUGUACGAGGAUCUCGUAGAGAAGGCGGCUUGCAUAAAGAACUGCUUUGCCCACGAUGAAAUUGAUCGGGACUUGCCGCGUUCGCUGCCCGAGCAUCCGGCAUUUCAAAGCACCGAUGGCAUAGGUGCUCUGCGGAGAGUCCUUCAGGCCUAUGCGCUGCGGAAUCCACAAGUGGGCUACUGUCAGGCCAUGAAUAUUGUGUCGUCGGUGUUCCUGCUCUUCUGUGAUGAGGAGAACGCAUUCUGGAUGCUGGCCAGCCUGUGCGAGAACUUACUACCGGACUACUACAAGGAUAAAGUGGUGGGCGCCCAAAUCGAUCAGGGUGUGCUUAAUGAGCUAGUGGAGACGCAUUUGCCUGAUUUGCACGGCCAUCUGGAGCAGUUGGGUGUGAUUAAGAUGAUUUCCAUUUCCUGGUUCCUUACCAUCUUCAUGAGCGUGAUCAGCUACGAGAGCUCGCUGCACAUCCUGGACUGCUUCUUCUACGAGGGCGCCAAGAUCAUUUUUAUGAUUUCACUGCAGAUCAUUGAAUGGAACAGGGACAAACUGUUGAUCUGCCAAGAUGAUGGCGAAGCCAUGCUAGUUUUGCAGAACUACCUGGAGGGAGUCUACAAUCCAGAGUACCAGGUGCCUCCUACGACGGACAAACGGAAGAUGGAGCGUAAAGUCCAAACACAAACAGUUCAGACCCUGAUCCAUGAGGCAUACACAAAGUUCGGUGAGGAUAUCACACAGCAGCGCAUCGAGGAGUUACGCAACAAGCAUCGCCGGUUAACGAUGCGACAGUUCGAUAUCGACAACGAGAAGACCAUUGUCAAGGCUUACGUCCAGAAUCCGUAUUUCAACCGCAGUGAACUGCAUAUGCUGCUCACUAUCAUCCGGGAGGAAAAGCACGCCCUUAAAUCCCUGCAACAGCAGCAGCAGAAGGUUCAAUGCCCGUUGUCUGAGACUCCCCAGCUGGUCCCUCAGUCGACAAGCAGACCGAUCCAAGAUGCCGGCGCCUCCGGAGGCAGAUACGAGGCUUACAGUGUCAGCUAUGAGGUAUUCCACACACUUUUUACGGAACUGACACCCUGGCGUAAGUGCGUCAGCGUGGACAUUGGCGAAAAAUUGUUUAGGCUUACUGAUAAGAAGGGAACUGGUGUUCUCGACUUCGGACAGCUCAUCAAUGCAUUGGGCCUGGUCUGUUCCAACAAGAACAUGGAGAAGCUGAAACUCCUCUACGUUUUACAUCUUCCGCCCCUAUUGUCCAAAGCGGAGAUUGAACGAUCACGUCGCCCGCGCCCACGCACAAAAGAUGAUGCCGAGGAGGCUUUCGAGGCGGAGGAUUUCUUUGAUAAUGACGCCUCCGAGUCGAUGGAAGCGUUGCCCUCGCCCUCGGAUCACAAUUUUGAUGCCGAUGACUUUGCCCUGAUUAGUGCCACCCAGCAUCUGCACAACCUGGCCGGAAUCUCGGGAAACACAUUUAUGGACCUGUCACGCACUCCCAAUCUGUCGGUGAACUCUAACACCUCCUCGUUGGCGCAUCGCAGCUCAACCUUCUAUGUGGACCUGCCGGGAUUCCAGGAUCUGGGAGCGGCACGCAUUACGCCGCCCGAAGCGGGAGUGGGAGCUGAUGUGGUAGCCGGAGCAGCCUCGUCUGCGGCCGCUGAUCACAUGCUUCUCAAUGUCGAGACUAUAUCGAAUUUCUCACAGAUCAGCGACCUUGUUGCGGCCACACGUCUAGAACGUGUUGACUCGAAUGCCACGGACUUGCGAAGCUUGGGCAGUCUUGGCUAUCUGCUGGACCAGCCGGACGAAGGCGCUUCAAAUUCGCAACACAGCAUUCCCCACAUGCGUAAGGAGAAUUUUCAGCUGUUGUGGCGCAGUAUCAUAGAGAUCAUGGGUCUGGUCCAGGAUGAAGAGAUGCAAAGGGCUUAUGAGAAUCUCUUGGAGCUUGGAAACAGCAAUAUUAAAAAGGAGCCCAGCCUGGAGAGCUUUACCCAGCUAAAUAUGGGUGGCGAUGAGCAACCGGAUAGCAAUGGCAAUCCCACCACUCCUGCACCAGAACCCAUUGGCACUACCCGUCUAUUUGUGGCUCUAGAAGAGGAGCUUCGUCAGGCGAGCGGAAAGUCCAGGACCACAACAACAAGCAGUGGGGACAGCAGCAGCACUAACAUCUCCGAAUCCUGGCACAUAUCUAUUACCCAGUUUAUCGCCACGGUUCUGACUGUCAACAGCAUUGUAAGAGGUUUCCAAACACCAAUCCAAAUAAGCGAACAGAUCGAGCAAUUGCAAAAGAAGCGUCGCAAGUGUCUGUCCACCAAUUACUGAAUAAUCAUAGUCCCAUCCCUGCCCUAUGUCCUGUCCCCCCACAAAACUGUAUUAGCCAUAUUCUAUGAGAACCUGACCGAUUCUUUAUCCUUGUGCAAUGCGACAAGCUUUUAAACGUAUCCAUGUUAUAUGUAUGUAUAUUGUAUUGCCUCUACCAUUAAGUUAAGACAAUUGUUUGUGAAUAUAAUUCUAUUAUUCCUAUUAUACAACGCAGUCACAUAUAAAAAAUUAUCGAUGCGGGAUUUUUGUGUACAUAUUUUAUGUACUUUUCGGGUGACAUUUCCCGAAUGGACACUUCGUAGGUUUCAUACUUUUAGAGGUUUAAAUGUAACAACAAUAAUAUAAACUCAUUUCAGAAGUUAUUCGCACUGUCCAUCGAUCACUUAUUUAUCCAUCCAUUUGCACACACCUCUACUCUUCCAUGGCCACUUGCUGCGAGCUCCUCCUGUUUGCCGACGCAUGUUGUCGCUCGUGCUCCGCCGUUCGCACCAGACACUCUUCGUAGGUCCAUUUGGGGAAGACUCUCUUGUACAGGUACAUGAAAGCAGUGUCGUAGGAUCGCAACUGCCCAUCAAAGUAGCACUUCAUGUGGCCGUGCGUGCCCAGUGACUCCUUAAUGUGUCCCAGCCGUCCGCACUUGGUUCUUAGUUUCACAGGCUUGAAGUACUCCAC